AUGGCUUCACUAGUCCUCAACGAAGAUCCAUCACCACCGUCCAACAACUCAAAGUCGUUUCCUCAUGACCCCCUUUCAUCAUCUCCACCGCUCGUUGAAAUUCCGACCGACGAUACUGAUCCCCUACACCCGCCUCAUGACCCCCUUUCAUCAUCUCCACAGUUCGUUGAAAUUCUAACCGACGAUACUGAUCCCUUACAUCGGCCUUCAACGAAUCAAGUUCUUCCCAGUCACAGCUCCAUUAAUUCCAUCCUCGAACCCCCGUCUUAUGCUGACGCCAUCUUUCAAUCAUUUGACUCUGAUUAUGUUGCUUCUCCUGAAGUCAAUAGCCAAGAUCAGUCCUUGUCUGUAUUGCCACCAUUUUCGUCAGAUUAUAUUAAAAUCUGUGUUUCGGAUCCACAGAAGGAGCAUGAGCAAUCUGGGUCACUUGUGCCUGAAGGGAGCUAUUAUUUCACAUAUGUGAUUACCACUUUCACAAAUUUGCCUGAGUUCAAUGGGGCGGAGUUCAAUUUCGUUGAAAUUCUAACCGACGAUACUGAUCCCUUACAUCAGCCUUCAACGAAUCAAGUUCUUCCCAGUCACAGCUCCAUUAAUUCCAUCCUCGAACCCCCGUCUUAUGCUGACGCUAUCUUUCAAUCAUUUGACUCUGAUUAUGUUGCUUCUCCUGAAGUCAAUAGCCAAGAUCAGUCCUUGUCUGUAUUGCCGUCAUUUUCGUCAGAUUAUAUUAAAAUCUGUGUUUCGGAUCCACAGAAGGAGCAUGAGCAAUCUGGGUCACUUGUGCCUGAAGGGAGCUAUUAUUUCACAUAUGUGAUUACCACUUUCACAAAUUUGCCCGAGUUCAAUGGGGCGGAGUUCAAUGUUCGAAGAAGCAAGGCGAGAACAGUGGCCGCCUUGUGCGGUGCCGGAAGGGGAUGGUAG
Molecule: messenger RNA, 918 nt
Organism: Fraxinus pennsylvanica
Lineage: Eukaryota; Viridiplantae; Streptophyta; Magnoliopsida; Lamiales; Oleaceae
Source: the annotation of a GenBank genome assembly